UUUUCCUUUCCGGGCCGCGAGUGCUGCUAUGGCGGCGUUGGGCUGUGAGGAAGUGAGGGCGGUGGGCCCGGGCCCCGGCCCGCCUCAUCCCGGCGUCCCGCCUGGCGUGCCUCUUCAUCCCGGCUUGGCGCGGCGGCGUGGCCGGACGCUGCUGGUGCGGCAUCUGCCAGCCGAGCUGAGCGCGGCGGAGAAGGAGGAUCUGCUGAAACACUUCGGGGCGGUGUCUGUGCGCGUCCUGUCGGACCACGGGCGGCUGAAACAUACUGCUUUUGCUACUUUCCCCAGUGAAAAUGCAGCUGUGAAGGCUUUGUCAAGACUGCAUCAGCUGAAACUUUUAGGUCACACCUUAGUUGUUGAAUUUGCAAAGGAGCAAGAUAGUGUACAGGUACUUAGCCAGCCUUCUGUCUCGGAGAAAUGUAAAAGUUCAGAAGAACAAGUGAAAGCAGAAGAGAAAAAAGAACUAAGCUGUGUUAAAAUAGAGGAUGGAAUUGCACCUGAACAUGGCCUCAGCUUUCCCAUCAAUUCUUGCCUCAAAUAUUUGUAUCCACCACCUUCAAGUACAAUUCUAGCAAAUAUAGCAAAUGCCUUGGCAAGCGUGCCCAAAUUUUACGUCCAGGUACUUCAUCUUAUGAAUAAAAUGAACCUUCCUUCACCUUUUGGACCAAUUACUGCUCGUCCUCCAAUGUAUGAAGAGUAUUUACCAGCACCUGUGCCACCUCCACCAGUUCCACCUUUUCCUCCUGAGGAGCCUCCUUUGCCUGAAGAGGAAGAGCAGCAAUCUAGUGGAGAUGAAUCAGAAUAUGAAAGUGAUAAUGAGGAGGAAAAGGAGAGAAUGACCAAGUUGAUGGAAUUAGCAACCCUUCAGCCUAAAAGACCAAUAAACACGAAGAGGCGUGGUGUUCAAAAAAGACGAAGAAUUAAAGACUUACUGAAUGUUCCCAUGUGUACUCCUCAGAGUAAUUUGCACCCUGCACUGUCACCUUCAGAUGUCUUUGAUCAGCCACAGCGUGUAGGUCAUAAAAAAAUUGAGUUCCAUAUUAAUACUGACAUCCCAGCUGUUCUUCAGAUAAAUUCAGAAAAGGAAAAAAAUAAUGACCUUUAUUCAGCCACAGAAGAAAUCAGUAAUACAGGCUUUGGAAGGAUUUUCCCAGCCCCUACUUCAAAUGAUAAAAUGGAAACUGAAGAGGAGGAGGAUGAAAUACCAUCAGAAUUUAUUUCUAGAAGGGAUCUAGAAAAAAACAGACUGUCUAGCGAAGAAAUGGAAAAAUUUUCUGUUUUCAAAAACUAUGAGCCAGGUGAUCCAAAUUGCAGGAUAUAUGUGAAGAAUUUAGCUAAACAAGUUCAAGAAAAGGAUCUCAAGUUCAUUUUUGGAAGAUAUGUUGACUUCCAGUCAGAAAUGGAACGAAAUAUGUUUGAUAUACGUUUGAUGAAAGAAGGCCGUAUGAAGGGACAGGCUUUCAUUGGACUUCCUAAUGAAAAAGCAGCUGCUAAAGCUUUAAACGAAGCAAAUGGAUAUGUCUUAUUUGAAAAACCCAUGGUGGUUCAAUUUGCUCGUUCAGCUAGACCAAAACAGGAUGCCAAUGAAGGGAAAAGAAAAAAGUAAAACCAUCCACAAGAAACAUUCCUGCGUAAAAUACUGCAGUAAUACUGUCAUGCAGAGUGUAUCCUUUCUUGUUGUAUCCUUUUUUUGUACAAUGUUUCCUGUAGCACUCAACUACAUCUAAGUUUUGGUAUAGGGCAGGUGUGGGGAGUUUGUAUGUUCUAGUGCCUGAACUAACCUGGUAACUUUAAAAGCAAAGGGCACCUUCUCAGAGGAAAAAGAAAAAUCCCUGAGUUGACUGUCCAGAGUGAACAGAUACAAUAGGGGUUCUUAGUCUUAAAAGGUGGCCUCCACCUUCCUCCUCAAAGGUCUUAUAACUUGCUAAUUUGGUCCAAUUCAUUAGCUUGUAUGAGCUGAUGUUCUGCUAAUGCUCCACUAAUGUAUGUGGAGCUGUGCUGAACUCACACUGGAUGUUGUCUUGUUUUUCUUCAAAUAUAAUAAUAAUAAUAAUAUAUUGGUUAAAAAUGUUGCAGAGCAGUUCUUAGUGAUAUGAGACGGUUGAACAAUAUUUUAGGUUGUUGUCCUGGUAUAUGAGAAACAAUCUGUAAUUGACUUAGUUUGUAUGUUCCUUACUGUUUCAUUCUUGAGUAAAGAAGAAAAUCUAACAAUAUCUCACAGUGAAAUAUUUGGAAUGGAGCUA
Messenger RNA from Pezoporus flaviventris, 2240 nucleotides. RefSeq names its product RNA binding region (RNP1, RRM) containing 3 (gene RNPC3). Gene Ontology annotation, cellular component: U12-type spliceosomal complex. Gene Ontology annotation, biological process: mRNA splicing, via spliceosome. Gene Ontology annotation, molecular function: protein binding; U12 snRNA binding; pre-mRNA intronic binding. The record is from RefSeq and is a predicted model, not a curated record. The transcript has 15 exons. The coding region runs from base 29 to 1603 and encodes 524 amino acids. NCBI's taxonomy places the organism in Eukaryota, Metazoa, Chordata, Aves, Psittaciformes, Psittacidae.